AUGUUAGCUUUGCCAAAGAAUGGAGCUUUGUGUGUGCUUUGGAUCUCCUGUGUUUUCAUCUCCGCGCUGGUUCAGCAAGGGACCGGAGCCUUUCAGUGUGACAAUGGGGUCUCCUUGCCUCUUGACAAUGUGUGUGACUUUGCAGAUCAGUGUGGUGACAUGAGCGAUGAACAGCAAUGCUCGGAUUAUGAAAGAUGUGAUUUUGAGGAUGGGCUCUGUAGUAUGAUACGAGAUCAGAGUCUGCAACUUGGCUGGACAAGGAGGAAUGGAAUGAUCGGCCAGUCACCUCCAUUUUAUGAUCACAAUGGUGAUAUGUCUGCUCACUUCCUCUCAUUGGUCUCUAACUUGGAUUCUACUUCCUCAAACAUAAGCAGCAGAGUUUUUCUUCCAACGAAUACCCAACAUGCUUGUCAGAUUACAUUUUAUUACUUCUCCAGCCAAAUGAAUGGCAAAUUAAUGGCUGGCUUUCAAACUACCUGUGAUGGCCCUACACAGCAUUUAUGGCAAAACACUGCUGGGCUCCAGAAUCAUUGGGAGAGGAAUGUCAUCAAAAUUCAGAGUCCCCAGAGGUUUCAGAUUGUUUUUCAAGGCCAGAUGAUUUCAGCUCAGGAUGAAGUCAUAGCUAUUGAUGAUAUAUCUUUCAGCUCAGGCUGCUUGCCAGCAGAUGCGUGUCAAGCCUGUGGAUUUGCAUUUGACAUGUGUGACUGGGUAUCAGAAGCAACUGCUGGGCAAACUUCCUGGAUGCGCACAAAAGCAAGAGAAAUUCCUGUGUUAGAGUAUACACCUCAGCAAGAUCAGAGCAGUGAUGAUGAAGGUUACUGUCUAUGGGUAGGGGCUAAGCAAGCUUCUACUCUUAACCAUUUAGACAGCAGGGCUUAUCUGAAUAGCUCUGUGUAUCACUGCCUGGGCAGGAGCUGCCAUCUUCAAUUCUAUUAUGCUAUGGAAAACAGUGUUCUCAGAGUAGGACUGUCUAAUGAUAAGGAAGAAGAAAUAUUUUGGAUAUACAACACAUCAACUCACAGAAAAUGGGUGAAAGUGGAUGUGGUAAUACCAGAAGAACUGAAGACAUUUAAGGUUAUUUUUGAAGGGACUAUUUUGAGCCACAAAGGUUUUAUUGGGCUUGAUGACCUGUGGGUCUACGCCUGUGCCCAGGCCCCGUCCAGACAACUUUGCUCUGCAGAAGAAUUCACCUGUGCCAGCGGCCAGUGCAUUGCUCGAGAAUUGGUCUGUGACUCUUGGCAGGACUGUUCUGAUGAGAGUGAUGAGGACCCGGCAACUUGCUCCAGUCAUCUCAGGUGUGACUUUGAGUCUGGUUUCUGCGGCUGGGAGCCGUUUCUCACAGAAGAUUCACAGUGGGAAUUCGUGAAAGGGUUGCCCAGUGCAGACCCCCAUCUUCCUGAUGCUGAGCACCCAACAAGCACAAAUCAUGGAUCAUUUAUUUAUUUUGGGGCACAUCAACCACCUGCAGUGGCCAAGCUUGGAAGUCCUGUUCUUACAAAAUUAGUCACUGCCUCUACCCCAUGUCAGGUGCGGUUUUGGUAUCAUUUGUCUCAGCAUUCACGUCUCUCACUUUUUACAAGAACAUCUCUGAAUGGGGAUUUGCAGAAGCACAGUGAUCUGAUCGGAAUCUCUGAAUCUCAGUGGCAACAAGCAAAAAUCAAUCUCAUUGCAAAGGCUGGAGAAUCUACUCUCCCUUUUCAGUUAAUUUUGGAAGCUACAGUUUUAUCAUCAAAUGCUACUGUUGCUCUAGAUGACAUCAGUGUAUCCCAGGAAUGUGAAAUUUCAUAUAAGACACUUCCAGGUACUAGUGUGCAAAGCAAAGUUACCAAAUGUGACUUUGAAACAGAUAGCUGUGGUUGGUUUGAAGCAGCCUAUGGUGAUGAUUUUGAGUGGACCUGGAGCUCUAGAAGUAACCUCUCUACUGAAUUUGAAGGUCAGGCUCCACCUUGGGAUCACACUCACAACACAUCUCAAGGGCACUUUAUGUUCAUUCUGAAGAAAAGCAACAGCUUAUCACAAAUUGCUAAACUCCAGAGCCCAACUUUCAGCCAGACAGGACCAGGAUGCACUCUUUCCUUCUGGUUUUAUAACUAUGGCCUAUCAGUGGGAGCAGCUGAGUUACAGCUACACAUGGAAAAUUCCAGCGAGUCCACGGUACUCUGGAGAGUAUUGUAUAACCAGGGUAACCAGUGGUCACAGGCAGUUGUUCAGCUUGGACGUCUUACUCAGCCCUUCCAUUUGUUGCUACAUAAAGUCAGUCUUGGCAUUUAUGUUGGUGUCUCAGCUAUUGAUGAUAUCAGAUUUGAAAACUGUAUUCUUCCACCCCCCUCGAAGAGCUGCAAAGGGCCAGAUCAUUUCUGGUGUCUACACACUAGGGCUUGUGUAAAAAAACUUCAGUUGUGUGAUCUGGUGGAUGAUUGUGGUGAUUAUACUGAUGAGGUCAAUUGUGUACCUGAACUUCAGUGUAACUUUGAAAAUGGAAUUUGUAACUGGGAACAAGAUACAGAAGAUGAUUUCGACUGGACCCGGUACCAGGGCCCAACAUCAACGCUUAAUACAGGACCGAUGAAGGAUAACACUUUGGGCACAGAUCAAGGACACUAUCUGUACAUCGAAACUUCUGAACCACAGGUUUUCCAGCACCGAGCUGCUCUGCUCAGCCCUAUCCUUAAUGCCACUGAUGCAGAGGGCUGCACCUUCCGCUUGUACUACCACAUGUUCGGAAAGCACAUUUAUAGGCUGGCCGUCUACCAGCGAGUCUGGAACAACACAAGAGGACAGCUGCUGUGGCAUAUAUUUGGGAACCAAGGCCCCAUUUGGAUACGGAAAUCUCUCAGCCUUUUCAGCAGGCAGCCUUUUCAGAUUUCGGUGGAGGCUUCAGUGGGAGAUGGCUUUACUGGAGACAUUGCAAUUGAUGAUUUGUCAUUUAUGGACUGCACUCUCUACCCUGGUCAUUUGCCUGUGAACCUUCCAACUCCACCAGAAACUACAGUUCCAGUACCACUGCCUCCACACAACUGUACAGACGGUGAAUUUGUUUGCAGGUCUGAUGGUCAGUGUGUUGAAAAUAUCCGGAAAUGUGAUUUUAGAUAUGACUGCCCUGACCAAUCAGAUGAAUCCUCUUGUGCUAUGGACAUUUGCAGUUUUGAAAAUGGAAGCCUGUGUAAAUGGUACCAGCCAAUCUCAAAAAAAUUAAUUGAAGAUUCAAACACAUUCAGAUGGGGACUUGGUAAUGGAACCAGUAUUCAUCAUGGUGAGGAAAAUCACAGGCCAUCGGUGGAUCAUACAAUAAAUACCGCAGAUGGCUGGUACCUGUAUGCUGAUAGCUCCAAUGGAAAAUUUGGUGACAUGGCUGAUAUCCUUACUCCUAUCAUUUCACGCACAGGACCAAAAUGUACCCUGGUGUUCUGGACUCAUAUGAAUGGUGCCACCGUUGGUUCUCUCCAGGUACUCAGCAAGAAAGACAAUGUUACUUCUAAAUUGUGGGCUCAAAGUGGACAGCAAGGUGCACAAUGGAAAAAAGUGGAGCUGUUUUUAGGUGUUCAUUCCCAUAUACAGAUUAUCUUCAGGGCAAAACGUGGUAUCAGUUACAUAGGAGAUGUAGCCGUGGAUGAUAUUUCCUUUCAAGAUUGCUUCCCACUUCUAAGCGCAGACAGAACGUGUACUGCUCAAGAAUUCACGUGCGCUAACAAGCACUGCAUUGCCGAGGACAAGCUAUGUGAUUUUGUGAAUGACUGUGCUGAUAAUUCAGAUGAGACUCCUUUCAUCUGUGGUGCCUCCAGUGGGCGCUGUGAUUUUGAGUUUGAUCUUUGUUCCUGGGAGCAGGAGCAGGAUGAUGACUUUGACUGGAAUCUGAAGGCGAGCAAUGUCCCUGCUACAGGCACAGAGCCAGCAGCUGAUCACACCUUGGGAAAUUCAUCUGGCCAUUACAUCUUUAUAAAGAGCUUGUUCCCUCAGCAGCCCAUGAGGGCAGCCAGAAUUUCAAGUCCAGUCAUAAGCAGGAGAAGCAAAAACUGUAAGAUAAUUUUUCAUUAUCACAUGUAUGGACAUGGCAUUGGUGCGCUCACCUUGAUCCAGGUAUCAGUCUCAAACCAAACGAAGGUCCUGCUUAACCUCACUGUAGAACAAGGAAAUUUCUGGCAGCGGAAAGAACUAGCCCUAUCUGGUGAUGAGGACUUCCAACUCAAAUUUGAAGGCCGAGUUGGGAAGGGCCACCGUGGUGAUAUUGCACUGGACGACAUUGUGCUUACAAAGAACUGUCUACCUUCCCAUCACUCCAUGAAAGAAGAACUCGCAAUGCCUCUUCCAACAGGUUACUGUCCACUUGGCUAUCGGGAAUGUCAGAAUGGCAAAUGUUUUAAACCGGAGCAGAGCUGUAAUUUUGUAGAUGACUGUGGAGAUUAUACUGAUGAAAAUGAAUGCGGUGGCUCCUGUACUUUUGAAAAAGGCUGGUGUGGUUGGCAAAACUCCUUGGCUGAAAACUUCGAUUGGGUUUUGGGGGUUGGCUCUCCACAGAGCCUAAGACCCCCCAGAGACCACACACUUGGAAAUGAAAAUGGCCACUUCCUGUAUCUGGAAGCUACUCCAGUGGGCCUGCGGGGCGAAGAAGCCCACCUCAAGAGUGGUCUGUGGCAAGAAUCCAGUGCUGCCUGCACCAUGAGCUUCUGGUAUUUCAUAUCCACAAAAGCCACAGGGUCCAUUCAGAUCCUCAUUAAGACAGAGAAAGGACUAUCAAAAGUAUGGGAAGAAAAUAAGCAGAACUCUGGUGAUCUCUGGCAAAAGGCUGUCAUCCUUCUAGGAAAGUUAAGGAAUUUCGAAGUCAUAUUUCAAGGUGUCCGAACACGGGAUCUGGGAGGAGGAGCUGCAAUUGAUGACAUUGAAUUUGAAAACUGCAUGACUGUGGGAGAGACUUCUGAGAUUUGCCCAGAAGCCACUGACUUUUUGUGCUACGACAAGAAGUGUAUUGCAUCCCACCUUGUCUGUGACUAUAAGCCAGACUGCUCUGAUGGGUCUGAUGAAACUCACUGUGGCCAGUAUACAGGCACAGCAGGAAGCUGCAAUUUUGAAACAGCUUCAGGAAACUGGACCACAGCUUGCCAUCUUACUCAAGAUUCUCAAGAUGACUUGGAUUGGGUCACUGGCAAUGAAAUUCCUACAGAAGCAUUGAGUCCAGUCCCUGAUCACACACCAGGUAGUGGCCAGCACUUCCUGUUUGUCAACUCAUCUGGCCCCAAAGAAGGAUACACUGCAAGAAUCACCACUUCCCAAUACUUCCCAGCAAGCCUUGGAAUGUGUGCUGUUCGGUUCUGGUUCUACAUGGUUGAUCCCAGGAACACAGGAGUCUUAAAGGUGUAUAUUGUUGACGAAUCUGGAUUAAACAUCCUCAUGUGGUCGGUGAUUGGCAAUAAACGAACUGGUUGGAUGUACGGACAUGUUCCUCUCUCGAGCAAUAGUCCAUUUAAAGUGGCAUUUGAAGCUGAUUUGAGUGGAGAAGAGAACAUCUUUAUUGCCAUUGAUGACAUCUCUUUUACCCCAGAAUGUGUAUUUGGAGGUCUUGUGACAAUACAGCCGUCACGGUGUGAAGCUGAUCAGUUUUCUUGUAUCUACACUGUCCAGUGUGUCCCUCUUGCAGGGAAAUGUAAUGGACAGGAAGAUUGCACAGAUGGAUCUGAUGAAAUGGAUUGUCCUUUCAGCCCCCUUCCCCAGCUCUGUGGCCAAACAGAAUUCCAGUGCUCCACCCGAGAGUGUAUCCCGUCCCUCCUGCUUUGUGAUGGAGUGCCUGACUGCUACUUUAGUGAAGACGAAUCUGGCUGCUCCAACGAGAGCUGUUCUCAUGGAGCUUUGACAUGCUCUUCUUCUAACAGCUGUAUCCCAGUGCACAAGCGCUGUGAUGGUUUUGCAGACUGCAUGGAUUUCCAACCUGAUGAAUCCAGCUGCUUAGAAUGUCCAAGAGGUUACUGCAGAAAUGGUGGGACUUGUGUGGUGGAGAAAAAUGGUCCAGUGUGUCGAUGUGCACAAGGUUGGAAGGGAAAUCGUUGCCACAUCAAGGUUAACCCACCGACUGCUGAUUUUACGAACACUCAGAACAAUAUAUGGACCCUCCUGGGUAUUGGAUUAGCUUUCCUGAUAGUUCAUAUUACACUAGCAGUCUUGUGUUUUCUUGCCAACAGAAAAGUACCAGUAAGGAAAACUAAAAGAAGUAUUAACCGUGUAUUUGUUAAUCCAAUUUAUGGGAACUGGAGCAACCUAGAGAAAACAGAGAGUUCUAUAUACUCCUUCUCAAAUCCAUUAUAUGACACAAUAUCAGGAAGACUGGAGACUAUAUCUAAUCAUCUCAAAUAG
Molecule: messenger RNA, 6342 nt
Organism: Rangifer tarandus platyrhynchus (Svalbard reindeer)
Lineage: Eukaryota; Metazoa; Chordata; Mammalia; Artiodactyla; Cervidae
Source: the annotation of a GenBank genome assembly